AUGUUCUCUAGAAUAAAAUCCGUUUUAAUUGACCUUAGCGGGACUUUGCACAUUGAGUCAAGCGAAGUACCGGGCUCAAUUGAAGCAUUGAAGAGAUUAAAGAGUUCAAACUUAAAGUAUCUCUUUGUGACAAAUACGACAAAGGAAAGCCAAAAUGUGCUUCACUCACGACUAACCAAGCUGGGCUUUGACAUUGAAAAGGAGAAAAUUUUCACAUCAUUGCUAGCUGCUGUUGAUUUCAUCAAAAGGGAACAAGUAAGGCCACAUUUGAUGUUGGAGGAUGCUGCACUUGAAGACUUUCAGGAUGUCUUGACGACGACUUCCAAUGACAGCAAAGGCGAAGCCGUUGUUGUCGGACUUGCUCCAUCGCACUUUAAUUACGACGCAAUGAAUGUUGCUUUUGCUAAGCUUCUCUCCGGCGCGAGGCUUGUGGCAAUUCAUCAAGGCCGCUACUUUCAAACACAAAAAGGCCUGUCACUGGGUCCUGGUCCGUUUGUAAAGGCGCUGGCCUAUGCUGCUGACAUAAAGCCUGAAAGUGUGGUCGUUGUUGGCAAGCCAUCUCGUGAUUUCUUUCUGAGUGCCCUCAAAGCACUUGACCCGUCUUUGCUGCCUGAAGAGGCAGUCAUGAUUGGCGAUGAUGUCCGCGACGACGUUGCUGGAGCAAUGGCCACCGGCAUGCAGGCCAUUCUCGUUCGCACCGGCAAAUAUCGUUCCGGUGAUGAAGGCAAAAUAUCACCAGCUCCGAGUCUGACUGCGGCCACCUUCAGCGACGCUAUUAACGCCAUCCUAUUGGCUAAAUAA
Molecule: messenger RNA, 801 nt
Organism: Rhagoletis zephyria (snowberry fruit fly)
Lineage: Eukaryota; Metazoa; Arthropoda; Insecta; Diptera; Tephritidae
Source: RefSeq, a predicted model, not a curated record